Molecule: messenger RNA, 1820 nt
Organism: Dryobates pubescens (Downy woodpecker)
Lineage: Eukaryota; Metazoa; Chordata; Aves; Piciformes; Picidae
Gene: HAS2
Product: hyaluronan synthase 2
Exons: 4
Coding region: 129-1787 (552 amino acids)
Biological process (GO): extracellular matrix assembly; hyaluronan biosynthetic process
Molecular function (GO): hyaluronan synthase activity
Source: RefSeq, a predicted model, not a curated record
AAGCCCCUGAAAAGCACGAUUUGAUCUUUUACCUCAAACUUGGAAACUGUUCAGCGGGAGCAACGGUACGUGAGACCACACAGCUGGCUGGAGCCCCUCUAUGACCAAAGGACAGAAGGACAAACAAGAUGUAUUGUGAGAGGUUUAUAUGCAUCCUGAGAAUACUUGGAACCACACUCUUUGGAGUGUCCCUCCUGCUAGGAAUCACCGCUGCUUACAUUGUGGGCUACCAGUUCAUCCAAACAGACAACUACUACUUCUCUUUUGGACUCUAUGGUGCUAUCCUGGCAUCACAUCUCAUCAUCCAAAGCCUGUUUGCCUUUCUAGAGCACAGGAAAAUGAAGCGGUCGCUAGAGACUCCAAUCAAACUGAACAAAACAGUUGCCCUUUGUAUUGCUGCCUAUCAAGAGGAUCCUGACUACUUAAGAAAAUGUUUACUUUCUGUGAAAAGAUUGACCUACCCUGGAAUUAAAGUUGUUAUGGUCAUUGAUGGGAACUCAGAAGACGAUGUUUACAUGAUGGACAUUUUUACUGAAAUCAUGGGUAGGGACAAAUCUGCCACUUAUAUCUGGAGUAAUAACUUCCAUGACAAAGGUCCGGGUGAGACGGAGGAGUCUCACAGAGAAAGCAUGCAACAUGUAUCUCAGCUGGUCCUGUCCAACAAAAGUGUUUGCAUCAUGCAGAAAUGGGGUGGAAAAAGAGAAGUAAUGUACACAGCAUUCAAAGCGCUGGGGAGAAGCGUGGAUUAUGUACAGGUCUGUGAUUCAGAUACAAUGCUUGAUCCAGCCUCGUCAGUGGAAAUGGUAAAAGUUUUAGAGGAAGAUCCAAUGGUUGGAGGAGUUGGAGGUGAUGUGCAGAUUUUGAACAAAUAUGAUUCUUGGAUCUCCUUUCUGAGCAGUGUGAGAUACUGGAUGGCAUUUAACAUAGAAAGAGCCUGCCAGUCCUAUUUUGGCUGUGUGCAGUGCAUCAGUGGACCUCUGGGGAUGUACAGAAACUCUUUACUCCAUGAAUUCGUGGAAGACUGGUACAAUCAAGAAUUUAUGGGCUCCCAGUGCAGCUUUGGAGAUGACAGGCAUCUAACUAACAGAGUGCUAAGUUUGGGCUAUGCAACAAAAUACACAGCUAGAUCCAAGUGCCUUACCGAAACACCGAUAGAGUAUCUCAGAUGGCUGAAUCAGCAGACUCGCUGGAGUAAAUCCUACUUUAGAGAGUGGCUUUAUAAUGCAAUGUGGUUCCACAAGCACCAUUUGUGGAUGACCUAUGAAGCUGUAAUCACUGGAUUCUUUCCUUUCUUCCUUAUCGCCACGGUCAUUCAGCUCUUCUACAGGGGAAAAAUCUGGAACAUCCUCCUCUUCUUGUUGACAGUUCAGUUAGUGGGCCUGAUAAAGUCUUCCUUUGCCAGCUUCCUUAGGGGCAACAUUGUCAUGGUUUUCAUGUCACUCUACUCAGUGUUGUACAUGUCAAGUUUACUGCCAGCAAAGAUGUUUGCCAUUGCCACGAUAAACAAAGCAGGGUGGGGCACGUCAGGAAGAAAAACCAUUGUAGUUAAUUUCAUAGGACUCAUUCCAGUCUCCAUUUGGUUUACAAUCCUCCUAGGUGGCGUGAUUUUCACUAUCUACAAGGAAUCAAAAAAGCCAUUUUCUGAGUCGAAACAGACAGUUCUCAUCAUUGGCACAAUACUCUAUGCAUGUUACUGGGUUAUGCUUUUGACUUUGUACUUGGUUCUUAUCACCAAAUGUGGCAGGCGGAAGAAAGAGCAACACUAUGACAUGGUGCUAGACGUAUGAUGUUUCCAUGGGAAGUUACCCAGAGAGCUGUAA